Messenger RNA from Lingula anatina, 763 nucleotides. RefSeq lists its product as uncharacterized. The record is from RefSeq and is a predicted model, not a curated record. Lineage: Eukaryota; Metazoa; Brachiopoda; Lingulata; Lingulida; Lingulidae.
AUAUGCUUGUUGUAUUUUUUCUUUUCAGCUCCAAUAUGUAAAGCUCAGACAUUCACAAUCAUUAUCAUAAAAGAUGUCAUUGAACUAUCCCCCACCAGACUGUAUGGACUGUCCACCAGGUGUGGUCAAUGACUGUCCACUCCUCAUUCCUGUGUGUCCAGAGUCACUGGGAGUGGACGAGGACUGCCCUCUGCUGGACUCUGGGAAGAUGACAUCGGAAGAGGACACAGCAAAAGGCUUGGGGACGCCCUCUUCUGAUUCUGAUGUAGAGAAAGACUUGGAGGAACCGGAGGUGGAAUUUGUUGUGCAUAGACCUCUAAAUGGCCAGAUGGAAGAUGGCCCCAGCAACGGGGGCACUGGAGUUGUUACGAGUUCCCCAAUUAAAUAUCUCAGUCGGGAAGUUUUGUUACAGGAGAACGAAUUGCAGGCAGCUAACUCAUUGUCUAAUUCUGUGGAGUCUAGCGCUGUCAGAGUUACAAUCACAGACCUAGACGGCUGGGAAGGACAGAGCUUGAAUUUCACCACCUCUGCACUGAAGAGGUGCAAGUCGGUGGUCUUACAGCCAUACUUCAGACUGCUUACCUUUGUAAGUUGGAGGCCCUUUGGUAAAGAGUCUAUCACUCCUCAGAGACUGGGCUGGGAUCUGCUAAAUUUCAUAUAUCCUGUAACUGUGGUGCUGCUGUUACUGUAUACCUAUGUAUAUGAAGUGGUAUCAUGUCAAUGGAAACUCAAUGUUAGGACAGACACGAGGGUAAAGAAUUAA